Messenger RNA from Penicillium bovifimosum, 708 nucleotides. RefSeq names its product Zinc finger PHD-finger. The record is from RefSeq and is a predicted model, not a curated record. The coding region runs from base 1 to 708 and encodes 235 amino acids. Gene Ontology annotation, cellular component: Rpd3S complex. NCBI's taxonomy places the organism in Eukaryota, Fungi, Ascomycota, Eurotiomycetes, Eurotiales, Aspergillaceae. The transcript has a single exon. Gene Ontology annotation, biological process: regulation of transcription by RNA polymerase II.
AUGUUUACCAACUCUAACGGACAAGUAAUCCGUUGCGCAAAGUGUGGCAGCAGAACAUACGGUAACCUCUGCCUGCGUCGUCCAAACCCUCUCCCCCAACGCAACAAGCGUCGGUCCAAACUCCUCGAGCAAAUCCUCAACCUCCGGUCCCUCCUCCUCAUACUCCUCUUCCAUCCCAAACGCCGCAACCUGCUAAGCCCACCUCCACGCCGGCCCAUUGUCAAAUGCGAUUACUGUGCCUGCCAUUGGCACGUCGAUUGUCUUCCUCCGCCCCGUGCGGCACCGGCAAAUCCCCGGAAAGGAUGGUUGUGCCCCAACCAUGUCCCCUCCGCGGACAUGGUUUCAAAAAACGCCUUUGAGGAUGAGGUGCGGCCGCGUCGCGUUCGGCGGCCGCGAAAUAUGGCGUUGUUGGACUGCGACGUCAUAGUCCCUGAUGACCCCGAUGACAGCCCGUUUGAUGAGGCAGGCGUCCCUACAGGGGGCGUCGUGCUGAGUUUUAUCAGCGCGGUCAAGCAAGACCACGCCGAACGUGAGCGACUAAAGCAGAAGCAAGAGCUCAAGCGGAAGUGCCUGGACUUGACCAGGCGGGUGACCGCGGAGUUCUUUUCGACCUCUGGCGCUGGCCACCUUGGCUCAGGUCCCCCUGGGGCCUUGACGAAAAAGGUGGGAUCUCGGUCUCGGACUCUUCCCCAGAAGAAACCGAAAUAG